UUAUUCAUACAAUGCAUUCAUUUCAGCAAAAUAUAAAACACAAAAUGAAUUUACUAAACAGUAUUACAUUAAUAGUGAUAUAUUUGCUAAACAUGUGUCACAAAACAGUUAUAUGUGGUCCUUUGGAUACUAUGGUCGACGUUAAGGGAAACAAUGCCAUCAAAGAGAUCCGCAUAUUAUAUCAAUUGUCACAUAAGGAGGAUAUACCGCAAGUGUAUUCAAUAGUGAGGGGUUCGCCACUUCACGCCGAGAUUGAUUUCAUGCCCACUUACAUACCAGCAAACACCCAAUACGUGGCCAUAACUGUAAUCAUACCGGAGUUCACGUGUUUCGGUCGGCAAUACAUACUGGGCUUUCAUCGUGAGAGGUGGCAAAUGCCGGCCUGUCGUCUGUGCACUAACAUCGACCAGAAGUACACAAUGCCUGUCGUGUUAUACUUGGGUCCAGACAGCGGAUGCUAUGAUGGUCGAGUGCCCACGUACUGGAAAGUGGAGGCCAUUCCCUACAACCGGCCGCUGUCUGACAACACGGAUCUGAUCAUCGGUUUGGUCUACGAUAAGGACAAACAGUUGCGGAUUUGUACCACCGAUGAGAAAGAAGAGUGUUUUAACGCCAAAAAUAUAUUUGUCUCAAACACUAGGAGUGGUCGCCGACGAUAGAUCAUUAAGAUAACUAUUUUCAAACAUCAGUCCAUUUGUUAAUUUUAUUUAUUUAUUUAUCACUUUUAAAUACAAGUUUUUUAAU
Messenger RNA from Medioppia subpectinata, 744 nucleotides. NCBI's taxonomy places the organism in Eukaryota, Metazoa, Arthropoda, Arachnida, Sarcoptiformes, Oppiidae. The record is from the annotation of a GenBank genome assembly.